Molecule: messenger RNA, 1120 nt
Organism: Podarcis raffonei (Aeolian wall lizard)
Lineage: Eukaryota; Metazoa; Chordata; Lepidosauria; Squamata; Lacertidae
Product: F-actin-monooxygenase MICAL2-like
Exons: 2
Coding region: 647-1120 (157 amino acids)
Source: RefSeq, a predicted model, not a curated record
GAUUAUGCAGGGCGGGGCUUACCUGCUCCCCCCAAAAAAUAUUUUAUUCAAGUUCGCGCCCCUGUCCUGAUGGCUAUGUUCUGCCUGCACUCUCAAAGACAGCAUGCUUCUGAAUAACCAUCUGAACCAAAGUCAUUUUGUUGAAUGGCUUUGUUGUUGUAAGUCAGUUUGAGUUGCUUUUGCAAGAGAUAGAGGAGAGAGAGAGAGAAGUGACUAAGAGAAAGAAAGAAAGAAAGAAAGAAAGAAAGAAAGAAAGUAAGUAAGUUCUAGUGGGGCUAAAUUUAUCUGAUUUAGCAACCUUUUCCUCUCCAUUUUUCUGUAAAGAAGCCCAAUAAACUACCAGUUAGUUCAGUGGACCAUAUACCAACUUUCUGCACAAGCAACAUAUUCUAGGCUAUUGCAGUCACAUAAAUAGCACCAUUCACAUCUAUUGUGGGCCAAUUUCAUCACUCAAUGAGAUUUUCCAUGCACUGACUGUCCCUAGGACUCUCUUUGAACUGAGAACGGUUGGUAUUCUACAAAACUGCCCGGCUUCCCAGAGUUGAUUUCUUCCAAAAUGGCAGCAUUUGAAACAUUGCACAGUCUUUACUGUAGCAAUACCAUAUCUGAAGAAAUGACUCAAUGUCGCUAAAAAUACAUUAAUACAAUGUGGCAUAUUUUCAUUUCUUUUAUCUUUCCUGUAGAUUGCUUUAACUAUCCAAAAGACGGACCAGCAUCUCCAAAGAAGUUCAAGAACGUCCCUGAGCUUGACUUCAGAGGCAGGUGCUCCUCUGUGUCCUCUGAGUGGGCCUUGGUAAGAGUUAUCCCAGAGGAAGAGUUGACGGAAAACAACCUUCUGGCUGUCCGGGUUAUGGUGACCAGUGAUGGAAGCAGCUCAGAUCUAGAGCCUGAUUUUGAUGGGGACGCAUCUAUCUCUGGAAGUGAUGAAGGGCUGUCCCCAUUGCCUGAGCCAAGGACCAGUGCCCCAUCCCUACGAAAGCCUGUGUUGCGGAACACAAGCUUGGGGAGGAAGGAAGAAGGCUAUGAAAAGUCCAAGGCUGCAAAUGGCAAGUUCUGUAAUGACUCAAUCCAUUCACGCCAUCAAGGGGUCAUUCAAAAGCUGUUGUUGUCCAGAGAGUGA